CUCUCUUAAUUCUCUCAAUACUAAAAUAUGUGUAACUCUCCUUCAUCACUUUCCUCACUCUCAGACGACCAGACAGCGCCCAACAUUAAUAGCUCCCCUGACAUGUUAACCCCUUUGAUCCCCAAAAGCCCAACAAGAACAGAUUCAUCAUCCUCGUUACAACAAAAACAACAACAGAACCCUAGCAGAACCCACCUCUCGCUCGCCCUCGCCGAGGCCGGAUCUAUAGCGUCGCUAUCCCUCCCCAUGAUCCUCACCGGCCUCCUCCUCUACUCCCGCUCGGCUGUCUCCAUGCUCUUCCUUGGUCGGCUCGGGGACCUAGCUCUAGCUGGAGGCUCCCUCGCCCUCGGCUUCGCUAACAUCACAGGCUACUCUGUCCUCACUGGCCUCACAAUGGGCAUGGAACCCAUCUGUGGCCAGGCCUUCGGGGCCCAGCGCUUCAAGCUAGUCGGUCUCACGUUGCAGAGGACUGUCCUCUUGCUCCUCUUGACCUCCAUCCCCAUCUCACUUCUUUGGCUCAACAUGGAGAGAAUUCUACUCUUCUUCAGGCAAGACCCCGAUAUAGCAUCCGAGGCACAGGCCUUCAUCCUCUUAUCACUUCCCGACUUAUUUACGCAGUCGCUCCUCCACCCAAUACGUAUCUAUCUCCGCUCACAGUCCAUCACCCUACCCUUAACAUAUUGCGCGGGUUUGUCGGUCCUACUGCAUAUUCCAAUAAACUACCUUCUUGUCAAUGUGCUUGGCUUCGGGAUUGCAGGGGUUGCACUGGGUGCGGUUUGGACCAACAUCAACCUCUUGACGUCGUUAAUAUUUUACGUUAUAAUCUCAGGCAUGUAUGAGAAGACUUGGUGCUCUGUCUCAUUGGAGUGCUUUAAGGGAUUCAAGUCGCUCGUGGACUUGGCCAUUCCGAGCUGCAUCUCUGUAUGCCUCGAGUGGUGGUGGUAUGAGAUUAUGAUACUGUUGUGCGGGUUGCUGUUAAACCCUCGAGCAACAGUCGCCUCAAUGGGCAUUCUCAUACAAACCACUGCGCUUAUUUACAUCUUCCCAUCCUCCCUAGGCUUCGGGGUGUCUACACGAGUCGGGAAUGAGCUGGGCGCUGGUCGACCCAAGCAGGCUAGGCUUUCCGCCACCGUGGGCCUCUUUGGGAGCUUCUUGCUCGGUGUCUCAGCCCUACUCUUUGCAUUAUCAGUGAGGAAGGUAUGGGCCAAAAUGUUCACGAAUGAGCCAGAGAUUAUUGCCCUGACAGCCUCAGUAUUGCCAAUCAUUGGUCUCUGUGAGCUAGGAAACUGUCCCCAGACAACUGGGUGCGGGGUCCUACGAGGGACAGCGAGGCCAAGGCUCGGGGCGAACAUAAACUUAGGAUGCUUCUAUGUGGUAGGGAUGCCCGUGGCAGUGUGGUUAGGGUUCUACGGCAGGCUAGACUUCAAGGGGCUGUGGCUGGGACUACUGGCGGCCCAAGGCUCAUGUGCAUUGACCAUGUUGGUUGUGAUGGCCCGGACUGACUGGGCACACGAGGCCAAGAGGGCUGAGGAGCUGACAGGACUUGGCCAGAGAAGCCUCACCAUAGUUGAUGGUGAUGGAGAGGAAGAGGUAUUGCUGAAGGAGGAUGACAACUCCUGGCGGUCACUUGGGGUCCGGAAUGACAAUGCGGCUGUUUUCACAGCAUAGAUUUUGGCGAGGGAUGCGGUGGAGGCUUCAGUGCCUGAGUCUCCUAAGCUUCAAGGGUACAAUUUACAUAGAGCGGCUAUAAUGUACAUUGAUCAAAAAGAGACCGGAUAUAUUGGCUUCUAUGAGGUAACUGUUGAACCAAGUCAUCUUGGCUUAUUUGUUGUUCAGUUCAAAGAGAUCAGCAAUGGUUGAUGCAGUGUACUUAGGUAGAGGUAACCAAUUGUUAGGAUAGUACUGAUACAUACGAUGAAUUUUUCUGGUAAAAUUGCUCUCAAGCAUUACCCAUGCCAGCUU
Messenger RNA from Punica granatum (pomegranate), 1962 nucleotides. Lineage: Eukaryota; Viridiplantae; Streptophyta; Magnoliopsida; Myrtales; Lythraceae. The record is from RefSeq and is a predicted model, not a curated record.